Bursaphelenchus xylophilus (pine wood nematode) is the source of this 764-nucleotide messenger RNA. The record is from the annotation of a GenBank genome assembly. Lineage: Eukaryota; Metazoa; Nematoda; Chromadorea; Rhabditida; Aphelenchoididae.
AUGGGAUGCAAACCUUCUACUGCAAGACUGAGACCUCGUUCGAGUCUUCCACAAAUGUCAAGAGGGGCCUUUCCACAGCAUGGGCACUAUCAUACAGACGUGUCAACGGAGGAGUUGCCACCCAAGUUGAACAAGCAUCUUGAGAAAAGAGGGAAAGAAAAGAAUCAGAAGAAUCAACCUUCCAAGCCAUCUGUCUCAUUGCAAAUACAAGGAACACAAGAAUCAGUACAAAAUAACCUCAAAACGAUGGCACCGACGGCUCAAGCGCAAAAUACGGCAAAGAAGGAGAAGAACACAAAAGAAGGUCAGAAUCAGGCGAAUGAAAACAAAGAAAUGGAGAUAAACCCAGAAUCAGAGGAGAGGAAAGUCGUUGAAGUAGGUAUAACAUCGAUUAUUUGGUUGCAACGUUUAGAAAGUUGAUGAUUUUUACGUGAAUGCCAAUCAUCAACGGAGGCAAAAUCUUCAAAAAGAACGACGGCAAAAGAGAUUGGAGAAGAUGGAAAGAGAGAAGGGAAAGGAUUAUGUUGAUGGUAACAGGGACUCUUGGAAUUUUAAAAAUAUUUCUAAUUUUAGAAAUUAUCGGAAUAAGAGAAGAUAAACAAGGUCGUCGAAUGAUGGCUCGAAUGAAUGCUCGUGCUGAAGAUGACACAUUGUAUGAAGUGUAUGGUGAGAUGCCCACCGUCUAUUACUCGGAAGAAAUACAACCCCUUGAUACUCGAGGAGAAUUGCCAGCAAAGAUUAAUCACGAUGUCGAGGCUCGCUGA